UAGCCAGGCUGUCCUCUGGGAACUCAGACACUGUACAGUGAUUCACACCCAUGUGGAGCCACGUCACUUCUCGCUCGGGUCGUCAGAUACAGACCACGGAGACGUUGGAUGCUCACAACACCACACGGCCAGAAGGCAGCUGCCGAUGAGCGAGGAGCCCUCCUCUCAGGGAUGGAAGACGAGCAGGUGCUUCCUUCCCCAGGCAGGGGAGGCUAAACCAAGCCCAGGACUGCGGGACCGCGGGGGGGAGGCGGAAGGAGAUAUUUUGCAGACAGAACAAGAGAAGCCAUCUGACCACACCUGCAGAAAUUUAGAGGGAUGUGGCCACGAGCCAGCGAAGCCAGCAGCCUCCAGGAGCUGGGAGAAGCGAGGAACGGAUAAUGGAUUUUCCCCUCGAGAGUCCAGAGGGAGCUCGGCCCUGCUGACACCUGACUUCAGCCCGGUGGAUCUUCUGCAGAGCAACAUCUUCUGUUCGCACGAAACCCUGUACAUGAAUGUUGGUAGCAGCUUUAUUCGUAACAGCCUAAACCAGGAAUCAGCCCAGAUGCCGACUUCAAUAGGACGGGAAGAGAGAUGGACGAACAAAAAUGUUCUGAGCAGGAGAGCGGUUUCCAUCUUCCAUUCUAUCAAGGUGUGGGUGUGUUUGAAUCUUCCCAUGAUACAGAGUCUCUAAAACAGAAUCACAUCUGUAUUAAUUCAGGAAGUAUUUGCUGAGCCCCCUCGUCGUGCCAGCUCUGUGCUAAGAACGGAUAAACCAGAUGACGGGGACCGUCCUGACUCCAGGAGCUUCUCAUAGGAGAAAUCCAUGUAGAGACACGUUUCACACCAGAAUGAGAGACCUGCAAAUAAAACAAACAAUCCCUGAAACUAUCUGUGCUCUGAAAAUGCCCACGAUCAAGUUCUGACUUCUGGGUUCAGUGGCCGAGUUUCACCUCGGCCAAGUUUCCGGGACGGGGCCCCUGCGCCUCCAGCACCCUGGACUAGCCUGUGCUAUUUGGGGGCAGUUAAGUCCCCACCUUGCAGUCCUCACCCUCGCAAUGUUAGCUGCUUAGUAGUGGCCACUAGGCACAGUGCUUGUUCCGGGUAAAAUGAUUAAAUAUUGAAACAGGUUUGAAUAUUGACGUUUGUGAAUUUGUUUCCAGGCACAGUGGCCAAUGAGAGCACACAGAUGUGGACCGUGACAGAUGAAAUGGACGCUGAUUUUUACGUGGCUGAGAGAACUGGGCUUAACCUGUGAGAUCCAUGGAAGGCUUUCCCAAUGCGAACAUCACCAGCUGUCUCCUGUUUCUUUCGCGUGUCUGGCUGUGACACUACGUCUCCCGCUGCACGCGGGCAGGGCUUCCUCACCACACCUCACACACAGCUGAGCCUGGCCUACAUGAAUGUUCGGGGGUGGGGGGAAGUGAGGGCAGUGGAGGGGCAGCAGUCACUGUAUCCAGUAAGCGAGGCACAGAGAAAGUCAAUGGCUUCUACUUAAGGAUACCUCUGUGCCGAUACUGGUGUGUAAAAAUGAGGCCAUGGGGGGCCUUCUCUCAACGGCUGAGCUCUCUGAGUUUCUCUCCCAUAAAAAUGACAGGUUUGCUCCAAGCACCCCAUCAGAUCAUGUCAUUUCCCUCACGCACCCACCAGACCUACACCAUUCCUCUCCCAGGCCCCUGACCCCUGAAUCACUACCUACGUGGCUAAAUGUUCUCCAUGCAUUCCUCAUUCAUGUAUAUAUAUAUUCGUAUAUAUGUACAUAUAUAUAUAUAUAUAUAUGUAUACACACAUUUAUAUCUCCUUUGAGGACCUACCAAGGGUGAGACCAGGCUCCUUAGUCGAGUGGCGGCUCAGGAAGAGAGAUGCCACAGAGCAGUGGGCAGGCACCUGCAGGGCGGCACAGGCUCACGGGCACAUUUGGAGAAGGAGCCCUGGCGACAGCAGCCUUUGGGGGACAGGGGAGCAGGCAAGACUGUAGGGCGUGGUGUGGGAACUUGGGGUUAAACAGCAAGAAGGAAGGUUGGACAACAAAGGGUCACCAAGCCAUCACUAGAGGAUGGAACCCCUCCCUUCAGCGCCCCCCUGUCAGCACCCCAACCCCGUCAUUCCACAGCCGACCUGACCGAACUGAUUGAGCAGAGGCAGUUUUAAGGCUCCAU
Globicephala melas (long-finned pilot whale) is the source of this 2138-nucleotide messenger RNA. RefSeq names its product chromosome 16 C10orf143 homolog (gene C16H10orf143). Lineage: Eukaryota; Metazoa; Chordata; Mammalia; Artiodactyla; Delphinidae. The record is from RefSeq and is a predicted model, not a curated record.